Molecule: messenger RNA, 2312 nt
Organism: Sceloporus undulatus (fence lizard)
Lineage: Eukaryota; Metazoa; Chordata; Lepidosauria; Squamata; Phrynosomatidae
Gene: PGM1
Product: phosphoglucomutase 1
Exons: 11
Coding region: 98-1789 (563 amino acids)
Biological process (GO): carbohydrate metabolic process
Cellular component (GO): cytosol
Molecular function (GO): phosphoglucomutase activity; magnesium ion binding
Source: RefSeq, a predicted model, not a curated record
GCAGGCAGGCUACUCUUAGAGGGAGGCAGGCCAGGACCAGGCAGCCCAGCAGCUCCUUCCUUGCUUCCUUCCUUCUCCCUGCAUCGAGAGCCCCACCAUGGUGAAGAUCGUGAGCGUCAAGACCCAAGCCUACCCGGACCAGAAGCCUGGCACCAGCGGGCUCCGCAAGAGGGUCAAGGUCUUCCAGGGCAAUGCCCACUACGCCGAGAACUUCAUCCAGAGCAUCCUGCUCUCGGCCACCGAGCCUGGGCAGAGGCAGGAGGCCACGCUGGUGGUCGGAGGAGAUGGGCGCUUCUACAUGAAGGAGGCCAUCCAGCUCAUCAUCCGCAUCGCUGCCGCCAACGGGAUUGGUCGUUUAGUAAUUGGACAGAAUGGAAUUCUUUCUACCCCAGCUGUCUCCUGCAUUAUUAGAAAAAUAAAAGCGAUUGGUGGUAUCAUUUUGACAGCAAGUCACAACCCUGGUGGACCCAAUGGAGAUUUUGGUAUUAAAUACAACAUUUCAAAUGGAGGGCCUGCUCCUGAAGGUAUUACUGACAAAAUUUUCCAGAUUAGCAAAACUAUUGAAGAGUAUGCUAUAUGCCCAGAUUUAAAUGUAGACCUCAGUACCAUUGGAAAGCAGCAGUUUGACUUAGAAAACAAGUUUAAACCAUUUACAGUUGAAAUUGUGGACUCGGUAGAAGCUUAUGCCAACAUGUUGAGAAAUAUUUUUGAUUUUAGUGCACUAAAGGAGUUACUCUCAGGUCAAAACCACCUAAAGAUUCGGAUAGAUGCUAUGCAUGGAGUUGUUGGGCCUUAUGUGAAAAAGAUCCUCUGUGAAGAGCUUGGGGCCCCAGCAAAUUCAGCUGUGAAUUGUGUACCUCUUGAGGACUUUGGUGGUCAUCAUCCUGAUCCAAACUUGACAUAUGCUGCUGAUCUUGUCCAGAGUAUGAAGACAGGAGAAUAUGAUUUUGGAGCAGCCUUUGAUGGAGAUGGGGAUCGCAACAUGAUUCUUGGAAAACAUGGAUUCUUUGUGAAUCCCUCAGAUUCUGUAGCUGUUAUUGCUGCAAAUAUUUUUAGUAUUCCUUACUUUCAACAAACAGGUGUUCGAGGGUUUGCCCGAAGUAUGCCUACAAGUGGCGCAAUUGACAGGGUAGCCAAAGAGACAAAGAUUGCAUUAUAUGAAACUCCAACAGGUUGGAAGUUCUUUGGAAAUCUCAUGGAUGCAAACAAACUUUCUUUGUGUGGAGAGGAGAGUUUUGGUACUGGAUCUGAUCACAUCCGUGAAAAAGAUGGACUCUGGGCUGUAUUGGCAUGGCUCUCAAUCAUAGCAACCCGCAAACAGAGUGUGGAGGAGAUCCUGAAAGACCAUUGGCAAAAAUUUGGGAGGAACUUCUUCACAAGAUAUGACUAUGAAGAGGUGGAUGCUGAUGGUGCUAACAAGAUGAUGAAAGAUCUAGAGACAAUGUUCUUUGACCGUUCUUUUGUGGGAAAGAAGCUAUCGGCAGGUGAUAAAUCAUACACUGUGGAGAAAGCAGAUAACUUUGAAUACAGUGAUCCUGUAGAUGGAAGCAUCUCAAGGAAUCAGGGUCUGAGGCUCAUCUUUGCUGAUGGUUCUCGUAUCAUCUUCCGAUUAAGUGGCACAGGAAGUGCUGGAGCAACAGUGCGACUGUAUAUUGAUAGCUAUGAAAAAGAUGCACCCAAAAUAUAUGAAGACCCUCAGGUCAUGUUGGCUCCUCUCAUCUCCAUUGCUUUGAAGCUUUCGCAGCUUCAUGAGAGAACUGGUCGCACUGGCCCCACUGUCAUUACUUAAAUACAGAACUUGAAGCCAUUUGAAAAUUUGUUGUCAAGCAACUAGCCACUGAUUCAGCUAGCCUUUCUUCCUAUUACUAGUUUUAAUCCCUAAAAAUGCUAAAAGCACCAUCGAGUAAUAAAAGAAUAGAUAUAUUUUAAAGUGUUUACACUAUGUGUAUGCAUAUAUACAUUGUCUCGCUAAUGUCAUCUUGUUACCUAUCUAAUUUGUUCAUAGUACUUAUUUAAUAUAUUUUGCCUUUUGGUUUUGCAGUUCUGAAAUAAUGUUACUCUUUUCCAAGAGUUUCUCUGUACUGCUUCUGCACAAAGGCAUUUUUAGAAGGGCAAUGGAUAGGUUUCUUUGUAAGCUUUGUGCCACAAAUGUACAAUCACUGUGAAUAAUGGUGUUUCCCUGAUCACUGUGGAAUGUCUCUAUCAGUUGGACUCUAUGCCAUAAUGUCUGUACAAAGACCCCACUGCCACUCUUGCACCGAAUUCACCCCAAACACAAGCAUUACAAAAUAAUAAAAUGAAAUGAAACAGUA